Molecule: messenger RNA, 733 nt
Organism: Jatropha curcas
Lineage: Eukaryota; Viridiplantae; Streptophyta; Magnoliopsida; Malpighiales; Euphorbiaceae
Product: glutathione transferase GST 23
Biological process (GO): glutathione metabolic process
Cellular component (GO): cytoplasm
Molecular function (GO): glutathione transferase activity
Source: RefSeq, a predicted model, not a curated record
AUGGCAGGAGAAGUGAAGCUUUUGAAAUCAUGGUCAAGCCCAUUUGCUUUAAGGAUUGUGUGGGCACUGAAGCUAAAGGGCAUCCAAUAUGACUCUAUAGAUGAAGACAUGACCAACAAGAGCCCUUUACUUCUUCAAUACAACCCUGUUCACAAAAAGAUUCCAGUUUUUGUUCACAAUGGAAAACCUAUUGCAGAGUCAUUUGUAAUUCUUGAAUAUAUUGAUGAGAUGUGGAAGCACUAUCCCUUAUUGCCUCAAGAUCCCCACAAGAGAGCCACUGCCCGUUUCUUGGCCAAAUUUGGUGAUGAAAAGGUCAUGAAAUCAUUAUGGGCAAUAUCAAUAACCAAAGGAAAGGAGCAAGAAGAAGCUUCAGCGAAAGCCACUGAGAACCUGAAAUACUUGGAGGAAGCAUUGACAGGAAAGAGAUUCUUCGGCGGAGAAAAGAUUGGAUUCCUUGAUAUUGCACUGGGUUGGCUUGCCAACGUGGUCCCUGUAGUAGAAGAGAUAGUUGGUUUUAAAGUAAUAGAUAAACAAGGAUUUCCAUUGUUAUCAACAUGGAUGCAAGAGUUUAAGAGUACUCCUGAAAUCAAAGAAAGCUUGCCUCCUCAUGACAAGCUAGUCACCAGGUUCCACACCUAUAUCGCCAGGAAAUGAACCUAUUUAUUGCAGGCCUAAGAAUUAACAAGCUGUUAGAUCAUUUCCAACUCAUCAGAAACAAAUUCAACUACCAUUA